AUGGGGCUGCUUGAUCAAGCCAACAGCACUAUCAUCCAGGAAGAGCAUAACUUGGAUAAACAACUGCCGUUCAGCUGGCAUGCAAAGGGCUUUGCCACCCCUAGCCAGGGGCUUGAAGGAUCCAGUAAUGUUAUGAUGGACAGUACCAAGAUCCUGGGAGUCCAGAUCAUAUUGAUAGCUGCCUACUCCCUAAUCAUUCUUCUGGGAUUCAUUGGCAACUCCUUAGUAGUCUACAUGAUUGUGAGAUACAGAACCAUGAGGACUGUAACCAACUUCUUCAUAGCUAACCUGGCUCUGGCAGACUUGAUGGUGGACACGCUCUGCUUGCCCUUCACCUUGGCCUACACUCUGUUGGAUGAGUGGAAGUUCGGGGCUGUGCUUUGUCACCUGGUCUCCUACGCUCAAGCUUUAAGUGUCCAUGUGUCUACUCUCACCUUAACCGUGAUUGCUCUGGACAGGUACAGAUGCAUUGUUUUCCAUUUGGAUAGCAGGAUAUCCAAGAAGGUCAGCUUCACCAUCAUUGCUUUCACGUGGCUGGUUGCCGCCGUCCUAGCCAGUCCACUGGCCAUCUUCCGAGAGUACAGGUACGAAGAAAUCCCAUCCAUCAAUCUCAGAAUUGCCGUCUGCUCUGAGAAAUGGCCUUCUGAAAGCAGGGACGCCACCAUAUACAGCUUAUCCAUGCUCCUCUUGCAAUAUGUCCUCCCUCUUUCCAUCAUCUGCUAUGCCUACAUCAGAAUAUGGUUCAAGCUGAAAAGCCACAUCAGUCCCACUGCUAGGAGUGACAGCCACUGCCGGAGGAGAAAGACCACAAAGAUGCUGGUCAUGGUAGUAGUGGUGUUUGCAGUCUCUUGGCUCCCCUUCCAUGUUUUCCAACUUGCCGUUGACCUUGACCUUGUGCUCAUCUUCCAUGACUAUAAACUUCUUUACAGCGUGUUCCACGUGGUGGCCAUGUGCUCCACUUUUGCUAAUCCUCUGCUCUAUGGCUGGAUGAACAAGAACUACCGCAAUGGAUUCCUCAUGUUCUUCCGUUGCCAGAGCAAGCCGGAGAGGCUCUAUACGGAGGGCUCGGUCAGAGGGCGGUCUUACACUUUCCGAGCCACCACCUUGAAUGACAGCAUCAAGCACUCGACACUCAAUGGGCAGCUGCCCACACCAGUUUAG
This is a messenger RNA of Podarcis lilfordi (Lilford's wall lizard), 1161 nucleotides long. The record is from the annotation of a GenBank genome assembly. NCBI's taxonomy places the organism in Eukaryota, Metazoa, Chordata, Lepidosauria, Squamata, Lacertidae.